UCCCGCGGACGGACAUCAGAUUUUGGCGGGCGCUCACUUUUUGGCAUCACGCGGUGACAGAGGGGCAAUGACGUCAAGUGCUCUGCUGGACAGUUGAUAACCGUUGAGUUGAUGCUUCAGUCCUCACUGUUGAUGUUCAGGACUCCGGAGAAAACUUUGAGAAGAGAGGCAGUUUGUGUUUUUAUCAGAAGUUAGAAACCGUCGAAAGACAGCCACGCGUUUCAAAUUAGACAGUUAGGAGAGUUUACCAAAAAUUACUGUAUCACCAAUGUCGCCGGCUCCUUUUUAGACGAGCUAACCCUACUGUUGCUAGGUUUAGCUAGCAGCGAUAGCCUUGAUGCUAACCUGGACCCGGGAAUGAAAAAGCGGACAGAGCUGGAACCCAAACAUGGGGUGAAGAAAGUUGGACACUUGGAGAACUUAACCAAGACAAUAAUGGAGAAUCUGUGUUGGAAGGCUACACGUCCAGGGGAGCUUAAUUUGACGUGGUUGAUGGUCAUUCUGCCAACAUGACAGACAGAAGGAGAGACUCACUGUGUCAAUCAUCGAAUCAGGAUGUUUUUUCUCCUCUGGGUGGCUCUGCUUUUCUCUGUGAGAGGCAGCAGUGCUGACACAGGUGCAUCAGUGGAACACUGUAACAGUGGAUACUGUAUCACUCUUAAUGAAGGAGAAAUAUCAGCAGAGGCUGGACUCUGUGUUGUGAUACCGUGUUCCUUCAGUACUAGUUAUGGCUUUAUGCUUGAACAUAUAGUUUGGUACAAAUGUGAAUCUAACCGGAGAUGUGGUGACUCAGACGUGAUAUUCCACACCAACAAGAACAACAAAAAAGUUCAGCCUCAGUUCAGAGGACGAGUGUCACUGCUGCAAUCUGACCUGAACCAGAAGAACUGCAGCAUCAUCAUCAAUGACCUCACUGUGUCAGACUCUGGAUCAUAUCAGCUCAGAGUUAAUGGGUUCCGGUAUAAGUGGCCAGGUGGUUCCUUGAAUAAGGCAACUGAGGGAUUUACAUUCUCUGCAAGACCAACUGUCUCUGUUAAAGAUCUGAUCCAGAAGCCCACAGUGAUGAUUCCUCCUCUGACAGAGGGACAGCAGACCACACUGACCUGCACUGCUCCUGGUCUCUGCUCUGGAUCUGAGCCUACAAUCACCUGGAGGUGGAGAGGGACCGUAGCGAACAACUCUCACAUUACAGGAAACAUCACUGCUGAGAAUCGCAGCUCAACUUUGACAUUUAACCCUUCAGCUGAACUCCAUGGCACCAAUUUUACCUGUAAGGUCCGCUUCACAGGUGACACAACUACAGAGGAGACAGUGACUCUGAAUGUAACCUAUGUGAAGGAAAUUAAAGUCACUGGAAAUACAAGUGUGAUAGAGGGUGAAUCGCUGAAUCUGACCUGCAGUGUUGAAAGUUUCCCUCCAUCUCUCAUCACAUGGACUAAAUUAUCUGAAAGAAACUUGCAAAAUGGAACAGAAAUGAAUCUGCAAAACAAGACUUUAUCUGACCUGCAGAACGACACUGAAACCUUCUUGCAGGCAGACAGUGGGAUGAGCAAUUUCUCCAUCUUUAACAUGACAGUGGAAGAUUCUGGAGAGUACAUCUGUACAGCAAAACAUCUAAACAACACCCUGAUGAAAAGAGUUGAUGUAACAGUGAAAUAUAUGAAGAAUCCUGUAAUCACUGGUGACACAACUGUCGAGGUGGGACGAGCUCUGAAUCUGACCUGCAGUGUUGAAAGUUUUCCACCCUCUCAUAUCACAUGGACUAAAUUUGGUUCCAAAACAGACCUGCGCAAUGAGCCCAAUACUGACCUGCAGGACAAUGCUGGCUCUGCAACACUCGUCAUCCAUAGUGUGACAGCAGAACAUUCUGGACAGUACAUCUGUACAGCAAAACACCUGGAAACUACUGUGACAGUAUAUGCUGAUGUAACUGUGACCUCUUUUCCAAAGAUCUUAAACUCUGAAUGUAAGAUUCAAGCCGAGGUGCUGACCUGUGUGUGUAUCAGCGACGGGCUUCCUUUACCCACCAUUAAAUGGCCACUGUUGAGGAACUACACUGACUACACUGUUAUUAACACCGUCUCAAACCACACAGUGAACUGCACGGUCACUCUUGCUGUGAAAGACCACAGCAACGCUGCUGCUGAGUGUGUCAGCAGCAAUGGAAAUGGGGAAGUAAAAAAAAACUUCACCAUCCAAAAAGUUGAGACAAAACCAGAACUAGAAGAACAGUUCGAGGCCCUAUUUAAAACUGUGUCAUGGCUGCAACUCAUACUCGCCUUCAUGGUUGGGGUACUUCUUUCAGCUGUCAUUUGCUGUUUGGCAAUAAAAUGUCGAAGAAGAAAACAGAAGAGUUCUGGAAAACUGGAUGAAACUCUGGAGAUGGUGACCAGCCAGGACGAUCCACUGAUAGAUGCUGGUCAAGUAGCGGAAGAUGAUCAGACCUAUUACCAAGAAGGAACUGAAGAAGGAGAAGCUGUGGCAGCAGAUAAUGCAGCCCUUGAUCUUAAUGGUGGACCGAAAGAUGUUGAGUAUGCCAGCAUUGAUUUCUCCGCCUUGAAAAGAAAGAGCCCGAGGAAGGCAGCAAAGACGCAUGAGAGCACGGAGACGGAGUAUGCUGAAAUCAUGAAAAAAGCUAAAGAGGAAAGAGAAGAUAAUGGUGGAGAGGAAGGUGAAGUAUUGGAGGGCAAAGAGGAGGCGGAAAUGAUACAGGAAGAUGAGGAGACGAAACAUAGCGUCCCAGAGGAGGAGGAAGGAGAGGAUAUGGCAGUGUACUCCAGUGUGAAGGAUAUAAUGGCUUUACUAUUUGCUUCAACUAAGAUGGUGAACAUGGAAAUCUUGGUCCUGUGCAGCAUCGACACCAACUGUCUCAAACACCAAAUCAGGAUGUUUGUUCUCAUCUGGGCGGCUCUUCUCUUCUCUGUUAGAGGCAAAGGUACAUCAGAAGGAGGGAAAAUCUGUCCAAAUGGAUCCUGUUUCAAUCUUAAUGAAGGAGAAAUAUCAGCAGAGGCCGGACUCUGUGUUGUGAUACUGUGUUCUUUGAACGUGACAUCUGGCUAUAAAACCCAAAAUAUGACUUGGUUCAAAUGUGAACCAUCCAAACAAAAGUGUGAAUUAGUCAUGAGUCAGCCUGAGUUUAAAGGACAAGUGUCACUGUUGGAGUCUGAUUUGAGUCGGAACAACUGCAGCAUCAUCAUCACUGACCUCACUCAGUCGGACUCUGGACCAUAUCAGAUCAGAGUUGAAGGUUUAGUGGUCACUAAAUCAAAGGGAUUUGCAUUCAAUCGAAAAUUGAAUGUCUCUGUUACAGAUCUGAUCCAGAAGCCCACAGUGAUGAUUCCUCCUCUGACAGAGGGACAGCAGACCACACUGACCUGCACUGCUCCUGGUCUCUGCUCUGGAUCUGAGCCUACAAUCACCUGGAGGUGGAGUGGAAGCAGAGAGAAGAGUUCUCACAUCACAGGAAACAUCACUGAGUUCAAGACUGAGAAUGUGACUACUGUCACACAGAGGCACAGCUCGACUUUGACCUUUAAUGCUUCAGCUGAACACAACGGUACCAGUGUUACCUGUAAGGUCAGCUUUAUUAACAACAUCACUACAGAGGAGACAGUGACUCUGAAUGUGACCUCUUUGAGUGGACCUGUAAUCACUGGAGUGACAGAAGUAAAAGGUGGUGAUGCUCUAAAUCUGACCUGCAACGUUGAAAGUUUCCGUCCAUCUGUUAUCACAUGGAUUAAAUGUGGUUCCAACAAAAACCUGCAAAAUGAAACCACGAUCCACCUGCAGAACGAGACUGGAACAGCCAUUCUUGUCAUCCUUAAUGUGACGGCAGAACACUCUGGGGGGUACAUCUGUACGGCAAAACACCAGAACGCUACUCUGACAAAACAUGCUGAAGUAACUGUUAAAUUUUCUCCAAGGAUCUUAGAAAGCUCUUCAUGUGAGGUUCAGUCAGAGGUCCUGACCUGUACGUGUAUCAGUGAGGGGUUUCCUGCACCCACCAUCAAAUUCCCGAUGUUGGACAAUCACGGUGAAUACACUGAAUACUCUGUCUCUACCAAUGUGUCAAACCACACCGUCAGAGUGACUGUAUCUUUAAAACAUCAAGACUACACCACUGUUGAGUGUGUCAGCAGCAAUGGCCAGGAAGCAAGAAAGAACCUCACGGUCAAUAUAAAGGAGUUCAAACUAAAGGAUCUGUUCCAGGAAUUGUUGAUAAUUGUUCAACAGCCGAGGGUCAUCAUUUCAUUUCUGACUGGGAUUCUUCUCACAUCAACCAUCUGUUGUUUGGCCAGAAUGUGUUGCAGAAAAAAACAGAAGAGCCCUGAAAAACUGGAUGAGACGCUGGAGAUGAUGACUACUCAAGUGAUUCCACUGAUGGAUGGUGGUCAAUUUGUGGAAAAUGGUGGGAACCAUCACCAAGAAGCAGCUGAAGACGGAGCCAAGGCUGCUGUGCAUCCAGUUCCUGAGUGUGACGCUGAACCAAAAGAGGUGGAAUACUCGGCCAUCGACUUCUCCGCAUGUAAACAGAAGAGUCCCACUGAGGACACACGGGAGACCACAGAGACGGAGUAUGCUGAAAUUAAGAAGGAAGAAGCAGAGGGGAGACAAGAUGUUGCUGGGGAGGAAGGCGAAAUUUUGGUGGGCAAUGGAGAGGAGGAGGGGAUUAUGGGGGAAGAUGAGGAGCAGAAACAGUGCAUGUCUGAAAAAGAGGAGAAAGGAGAGGAAACGGCACUGUACGCCACUGUAGAUGAAGUCAUGGCUACCAAUAUAUUUCACAAUACGAGAAUAGAGAAGUGCUUUCAAGAGACUGAAGCCAAAAUGGAGGAACGGGUUGAAUGUAAAAAUUCUGCAGACAGGAUUUCGUCCCAUGCAGGCAGAGACCGUCUCAAUCAUCGGAUCAGGAUGUUUCCUCUUGUCUGGAUGACCCUGCUCUUCACUGAGAGAAGCAGCUUUGUUGACACAGUUGCAUCUCUAGGAGAUCCCCCUGUAAUAUCAGCAGAGGCUGGACUCUGUGUUGUGAUACCCUGUAAUGUUACAACUGAUUCUGGCUUCGCUUUGGAAAGUUCAGCUUGGUACAAAUGUGAACAGAACUGUACUGAUUCUGACAUAAAACUCCACUUGAACAACACCAACUCCAAUGCUCAGCCUGGGUCUAGAGGACGAGUGUUGCUGUUGGAGCCGGACCUGGGUCAGAACAAUUGCAGCAUCAUCAUCAAUGACCUCACUCAGUCAGACUCUGGAUCUUAUCACUUCAGAGUUAAAGGUUUCCUGAAGGACACAACAAAUAAAUUUACACCCUAUCAAAAAACAAACAUCUCUGUUGAAGAUCUUACCCAGAAGCCCACAGUGAUGAUUCCUCCUCUGACAGAGGGACAGCAGACCACACUGACCUGCACUGCUCCUGGUCUCUGCUCUGGAUCUCAUCCUACAAUCACCUGGACGUGGAGUGGAAGCAGAGAGAAGAGUUCUCACAUCAGAGGAAACAUCACUGAGUUCAAGACUGAGAAUGUGACUACUGUCACACAGAGGCACAGCUCGACUUUGACCUUCAAUUCUUCAGCUGAACACCACGGCACCAGUGUUACCUGUAAGGUCAGCUUUAUUAACAACAUCUCUACAGAGAAGACGGUGACUCUGAAUGUGACCUACUUCAGGAAGCCUGAAAUCACUGGAAGGACAACAUUAAAUCAGGGUGAUACACUGCACUUAACCUGCAUUGCUGAAAGUUUCCCUCCCACUUCUGUUAUUUGGACUCUAGUCCCAUCCGCCAAAGACCUGCACAGUGGAAAUGAAACUGACCUGCAGAACAACAAUGGAAGUGCCACACUUGUGUUCCCGAAUGUGACAGCAGAACAUACCGGACAGUACACCUGCACAACAAAACACCCGAACACGACUUUGUCUGUGAAUGCCAAUGUCACUGUGACUUUGAAUCCAAAGAUCCUCAACAGCUCUGGAUGCAUAAAUCAGUCAGAGUUUCUGGCCUGUAUGUGUAUCAGUCAGGGGUUUCCUUUACCCACCAUCAAAUGGCCGCUGUUGCAGAACCACUCCGAGUACUUUGUCAGUACCACCGUCUCAAACAACACGAUCAACAGCACCAUCAUCCUAACUGUAAAAGAACAAAGUAACACUGGUGUUGAGUGUGUCAGCAGGAAUGAAAAUGGUGAAGUAACAGAGAAACUCAUCAUGAAAAAAGCAGAAAAAGAAGAAGUUCAAAUCAGGAAAUUCCUCAGAAUUGUGACAAGUUUGGAAAUCAUCAUUGCGUUUUUGAUCGGCGCUCUUCUUUCUGCAAUCACUUGCUGUUUUGUGAGGAAAUGUCACAGAAACAAACGGAGGGCCAAUGGAAAUCAGGCUGACACUCUGGAGAUGGUGGCAAUUCUCGAGGAUCAGAUGAUAUCUGGUCCAGCAGCGGAAGCAGGUGAAGCUGGCGCGGUGGGGAAAUCAGACGUGGAGUACUCCCACCUUGAUUUCUCCCUGAUUAAGAGACAGACUCCAGCAGAGGCAGGGACGACACAAGGAAAGGCCGAGACAGAGUACGCUGAAAUUAAAAGAGAAAAAGUAAAGGCGAAACAAGAUGGAGAGGACAAAGUGGAAGAGGAGAUGAUAGGGAAGGACGAGGAGCCAGAACAUGGUGUGCGAGAUGAGGAGGAAAGUGAGGAUGCGGCGGUUUAUUCUACAGUGAAGGAUGUAAUGGAUCAGAUUGACGGUGAAUUGAGUGUUUCUUAGUUAUUAAAGGAUAAAGCUGCUUCUUGUUGUGGUGA
Acanthopagrus latus (yellowfin seabream) is the source of this 6767-nucleotide messenger RNA. RefSeq lists its product as uncharacterized. The coding region runs from base 556 to 6732 and encodes 2058 amino acids. NCBI's taxonomy places the organism in Eukaryota, Metazoa, Chordata, Actinopteri, Spariformes, Sparidae. The record is from RefSeq and is a predicted model, not a curated record. The transcript has 28 exons.